Molecule: messenger RNA, 2369 nt
Organism: Quercus lobata
Lineage: Eukaryota; Viridiplantae; Streptophyta; Magnoliopsida; Fagales; Fagaceae
Gene: PUX2
Product: plant UBX domain-containing protein 2
Exons: 3
Coding region: 383-1852 (489 amino acids)
Biological process (GO): defense response to fungus
Molecular function (GO): protein binding
Source: RefSeq, a predicted model, not a curated record
CACGACCUCAUUAGGCUGCCCAAUUAUCAAUUACGUGUGAAACAUAUUCCAAUUCCCACGUACAGGAAAUUCCAAUUUCCAACAGCCAAUAACAGCCAGUUCAAAGAUUUUCACUCCUAAAAUAUUUGCAACAAACAAACAUACACACACAAACACAACACAACACACACCAGCUUUCCUUUUCCCCCAUACUUCUGAGCUUCCGAGGUUUUGUUCAUCUUCAAACCCCCCAAGAAUAAUAAAAAAAUAAUAAUCCAAAUUUCUUUAAAUCAGAAAACCCUAUUUUCCCAAAUCUCAGAUUUUGGUCACAGAAAAAAAAGAAAAGAAAAGAAAGCUCCUUUAUCCUUUGAUUCUCUUUGUUUGUGCAUUUUUUUUUACAAGUAUGGGGGACAUGAAAGACAAGGUCAAAGGGUUCAUGAAAAAAGUCAACAAUCCCUUCUCAUCUUCAUCUUCAUCUUCCGGUAAAUUCAAGGGCCAAGGUAGAGUCUUGGGAUCUUCUUCUUCUUCUUCAGGACCCACUAAUCCAAUUCUCCCUCGCCCUUCUCCCCAAAUUCAAAACCCAUCUCCACAGCCUCGGAAAGAACCCAAUUUUGUGACUUCAAAUUCCAAACCCAAGCCUUUACCUCAGAAAGCACCCAUUUCUGAUCACAAAGAUAGCUCGGAUUUGACGAAUGAUUCGACCCCAAAUCGCAAACCUGCAAAUGGGUUUGAUCCAUUUGACUCAAUGAUCACUUCUGGGAAGAGAUCACAAAAUGGGUAUUCACUAAAUGUGUAUGAAUGUCCGAUUUGUGGGCAGUCUUAUAGGUCUGAAGAAGAGGUGUCUGCACAUGUGGAUACUUGUGUCAAUAACUCGGUUGAAGCUAAUGGUGGUGGUGGUGGUGGUGGUUCGGAUUUGGCCGAUAAUGGGGCGGAGUCUAGGAGUGAAUUGGAGUGUCGCGUUGGUGCUUUUGUGUCCGGGAAGCCAUCGGAGGGAUCGAUCGAGGUUGUUCUUAAGCUGUUGAGGAAUAUUGUGAGGGAACCGGAGAAUGCCAAGUUUAGGAGGAUUCGGAUGAGUAAUCCGAAGAUAAGGGAAGCCAUUGGUGAGGUUGCAGGAGGGGUUGAGUUGUUGGAGUUUGUAGGUUUUGAAUUGAAAGAAGAGGAUGGAGAGAUGUGGGCUGUCAUGGAGGUCCCUACAGAGGAACAGAUUAGUUUAAUUAAUCGUGCAACCGGGUUAUUGGGACCGCAAAAGGUUGAGGAGCCACAAAAGAAAGAAGAUUUGCAGUCUGCAGCUUCAGCUAUUGUGGAAAAACAGAUUGAACCAAAGAAGGUCGACAGGCAGGUCCGGGUAUUCUUUUCUGUCCCUGAAAGUGUAGCAGCAAAAAUUGAGCUACCGGAUUCUUUCUAUAACCUCUCAUUGGAAGAGAUCAAAAGAGAAGCUGAUAUGAGGAAGAAAAAGAUGGCAGAAUCUCAGCUCUUGAUCCCAAAGUCAUUCAAGGAAAAGCAGGCAAAAGCUGCUAGGAGGCGGUACAAAAAAACUGUUAUCCGGAUUCAGUUUCCUGACGGAGUGGUGCUCCAAGGUAUCUUCAAUCCUUGGGAGCGAACCAGCUCUCUCUAUGAGUUUGUUGGCUCAGCACUAAAAGAACCCAACUUGGAGUUUGAGCUGUUACAUCCUGUAGUCGUGAAACGAAGAGUGAUCCCUCAUUUUCCAGCCGCAGGAGAGACUGCCACAACACUAGAGGAUGAGGACUUGGUGCCCUCAGCUCUUAUCAAGUUCAGACCUAUUGAAACAGAUUCAGUAGUUUUCACCGGCCUAUGCAAUGACCUGCUUGAAAUUUGUGAACCACUUGUGAAUGAUUCAGCAGUUCCAAAAUAAGCUUCAAUACAUUUGGUAUUUUCACUGGGUCCAUAUAAAAAUUUAAAGUCAGCUCCUCAGUAUCCCUGAAUCAUGUUGUACUUUUCAGCCAAAUUGUACUCUCUCUCUCUCUCUCUCUUUCUCUCUCUACAAGCAUAAAUGGAUCUACCUUUUUCAGUAUCUCUUUCAUGUUGUACUUUUCAGCCAAAUUGAAUUCUCUCUCUUUAUACAAGGUUAAACGGAUCCUACCUUUCAUGAAGUGCUUCUUGCUGUUCUUGAAAUGUCCUUAACCAGAGCUCUUGAAAGCAUUUCUGAUCAUAUGAGGAUUGUACGAUAAAAUUCAUUUGUACAGUAAAGUGUAUUAAAGGUCAGUUUAAAUUGUUUUGGACUUAUUAAGAACAGGUUUUUAUUUUUACUUCUUUCAAUUAGUAUAAAUUUUAUGCUAUCUAAUUCUUGCAGACCUGCCAUGUGUGGGUUGUUAAAGAUGUUGCACUCUGCAAGCCCGUUGAAAUGAGGAUGAUUUUGUAGUGAGUUGUAA